Messenger RNA from Penicillium nucicola, 1728 nucleotides. RefSeq lists its product as uncharacterized. Gene Ontology annotation, molecular function: D-lactate dehydrogenase (cytochrome) activity; FAD binding; D-lactate dehydrogenase (NAD+) activity. Gene Ontology annotation, cellular component: mitochondrion. The transcript has 4 exons. Bases 1 to 1728 code for a protein of 575 amino acids. The record is from RefSeq and is a predicted model, not a curated record. Gene Ontology annotation, biological process: lactate catabolic process. Lineage: Eukaryota; Fungi; Ascomycota; Eurotiomycetes; Eurotiales; Aspergillaceae.
AUGCAACAAGCACUCAGGGUCUCGCGGGCGCUGUCUGCCCGAGUCCCUUGUCGGCCCCGGAUAUCACCUCACCAGACUAUUCUAGCUCGUGGGGCUCGAUUGAAUAGUUCCAAAGCAGGCGCAGAGAAGAAAACAGACCAAAGUAGUUCCUCGAGCUCGGAAUCAUCAAAAGGAGCUGCUCCGUUGUCAUUCUGGACGCCGACAAAGGCGCUCCUUGUCUCCGCAUUUGCUGCGGGGUUGGGAUACGGAUAUGCUUCAUACGGCCAGGGACCAGCACAAGCAUCUCAGAAGCCACAGUAUGGCUCAGCGAAGGAUUUCGAAAAGGCCAUCAGUGAACUGAGAACCAAACUAGGCGACGACGCGGUCAGCACUGAAGAAGAUGAACUUCAACAGCACGGAUACUCUGAAUGGUCCAGUCUCAAUGCAGACCGGUUACCCGUUGCCAUUGCAUACCCUACGACGACUGAAGAAGUUGCCGAGAUCGCCAAGAUCUGCAACAAGUACCGCAUGCCUAUGAUUCCCUACUCGGGUGGAUCGAGUCUAGAAGCCAAUUUUUCCGCGCCGCUUGGUGGUUUGACCAUCGACUUCGCCUUCAUGAACAAAGUUCUGGAAAUUCACCCGGAGGACAUGGAUGUCGUGGUGCAGCCAUCGAUCCAGUGGAUGGAGUUGAACGAACAAAUCAAGGAGACAGGCAUGUUCUUCCCCGUUGAUCCCGGUCCUUCCGCUAUGAUUGGUGGUAUGGUUGGUACGAAUUGUAGUGGGACAAAUGCUGUUCGGUAUGGUACAAUGAAGGACUGGGUGAUCAACCUUACUGUCGUGUUGGCCGAUGGACGCAUUAUCAAGACACGGAAGCGUCCCCGCAAAACUUCUGCUGGGUAUAACCUGACCGGGCUGUUUGUUGGUUCUGAGGGCACCCUGGGAAUUGUCACUGAAGCUACUUUGAAGCUUGCACCUAUUCCUGAACAGACUCGAGUUGGCGUGGUUGCGUUCCCGACUAUUCGGGAUGCUGCGUCAACUGCUAUGCAGCUUAUCCGGAAGGGCGUUUCCGUGCAAUGUAUGGAGAUCAUGGAUGAUGUUCAAAUGGAUGUUAUCAACCGCGCGGGUGGAACCGGUCGAUCGUGGAAGGUCUCACCAACGCUUUUCUUCAAAUUCUCUGGAACUAUUGCAGGUGUCCAGGAUAGUAUCAAUCUGACGACAAAGCUUGCAAAGAGCAAUAAUGCUGAGUCCUUCGAAUUUGCCCGUGAUGAUCGCGAGGCUCAUGAUUUGUGGUCGGCACGGAAGCAGUCCCUGUGGAGUAUGAUGGCACUGCGUAAGGAGGGAUCAGAGGUUUGGUCAACAGACGUGGCAGUUCCCAUUUCUCGACUGCCUGAUAUCAUUGAAAUCUCCAAGAAGGAACUUGUGGAUCUUGGACUUUUCGCUAGUAUCCUUGGACACAUUGGUGACGGCAACUUUCACGCGAGCAUCAUGUAUGACCGAAAUGAUCCCGCUGAGAGGGAGCGAGUCGAGAAGGUCGUAUACGACAUGGUUGACCGUGGGCUGGAAAUGGAGGGCUCUUGCACGGGGGAGCAUGGUGUCGGACUGGGCAAGAAGGGAUCUUUAAAGAAGGAACUUGGACUGGAGACGAUCAAUGUCAUGCGCAGUGUCAAGCAGUCAUUGGAUCCAAAGUGGCUCUUGAACCCUGGCAAAAUAUUUGACCACUCAGAUGAUUCUCCUGGACCUGGUCAUUGA